Molecule: messenger RNA, 531 nt
Organism: Helobdella robusta
Lineage: Eukaryota; Metazoa; Annelida; Clitellata; Rhynchobdellida; Glossiphoniidae
Exons: 6
Coding region: 1-531 (176 amino acids)
Biological process (GO): vesicle-mediated transport; intracellular protein transport
Cellular component (GO): cytoplasm; plasma membrane
Molecular function (GO): GTP binding; GTPase activity
Source: RefSeq, a predicted model, not a curated record
AUGGGUCUGACGAUAUCUAAUUUGUUCAGCCGCUUGUUUGGCAAAAAACAGAUGCGAAUUCUUAUGGUUGGGCUUGAUGCUGCUGGUAAAACAACCAUACUGUACAAGCUGAAACUUGGAGAAAUCGUAACUACUAUUCCGACUAUUGGCUUCAAUGUUGAAACAGUUGAAUAUAAAAACAUCAGUUUUACAGUUUGGGAUGUGGGUGGUCAAGACAAAAUCAGACCACUGUGGAGGCAUUACUUUCAGAAUACUCAGGGUCUCAUAUUUGUGGUUGACAGUAACGAUAGGGAAAGAGCAUUAGAGGCCAGAGAAGAAUUGACUAAAAUGCUACAAGAAGAUGAGCUACGAGAUGCUGUACUACUGAUCUUUGCAAACAAACAAGACCUCCCCAAUGCAAUGACUGUUGCAGAAAUUACUGAAAAACUUGGAUUGAAUCAACUUCGAGCCAGAACUGUGACAGUGCCACCCCAAGGAGAUGUCCCCUAUGAAGGACUUGACUGGUUAUCUAAUGAGCUCUCCAAGCGUUGA